Cajanus cajan (pigeon pea) is the source of this 1254-nucleotide messenger RNA. Its product is annotated as peroxidase RIP1. Gene Ontology annotation, biological process: hydrogen peroxide catabolic process; response to oxidative stress. NCBI's taxonomy places the organism in Eukaryota, Viridiplantae, Streptophyta, Magnoliopsida, Fabales, Fabaceae. Gene Ontology annotation, molecular function: peroxidase activity; heme binding. The record is from RefSeq and is a predicted model, not a curated record.
CUCUCUAGCUAGCAAUCUUGUAAUAACCCAAAGGGCAAUAUCUUAGGUAGAAGCUUCAUAACAAACAUGGCUUCUCAUCUUCAAUUGUUGCUUGUGCUAGCUAUGGUGACAUUAAUGGUCCAAACAAAUGCAAAUCUUUCUCCACAUUUCUAUGAAAAGGUUUGCCCUCAGGCAUUGCCAAUCAUAAGGUCAGUGGUUCAAAGAGCAAUUAUCCGUGAGCGACGCAUUGGAGCAUCUCUGCUGCGAUUGCAUUUCCAUGACUGUUUCGUGAAUGGUUGUGAUGGAUCGAUUUUGCUAGAUGACACCCGAAAUUUCACUGGCGAAAAGACGGCAUUUCCAAAUGUUAAUUCAGUCAGAGGUUUUUCGGUGGUUGAUGAAAUCAAAGCUGCGGUUGACAAAGCCUGCAAACGCCCUGUGGUGUCAUGUGCAGAUAUCUUAGCCAUAGCAGCUCGUGAUUCUGUAGCCAUUUAUGGUGGUCCACACUUUUGGUACCAAGUGUUGUUGGGUAGAAGAGAUGCAAGAACUGCAAGCAGGGCGGCUGCAAAUUCCAACCUUCCUCCUCCAACCUUCAGUUUCUCACAGCUUCUUUCCAACUUCCAAUCUCAUGGAUUGAACGUGAGGGAUCUUGUGGCACUCUCUGGAGGCCACACCAUUGGCUUUUCAAAGUGCUCUUCCUUCAGAAACAGAAUCUACAAUGACACCAACAUAGACCCCAGGUUUGCAGCAUCUUUGAGGAGGACAUGCCCUAGAAGUGGAGGAAACAACAACUUGCAACCACUUGAUGCUACUCCUGCAAGAGUUGACACCACUUACUACACUGAUUUGCUGCAUAAAAAAGGUCUCCUCCAUUCUGAUCAGGAGCUGUUCAAGGGACACGGUAGCGAAAGUGACAAAUUGGUGCAACUAUAUAGUAGGAGUCCUUUAGCUUUUGCUAGAGACUUCAAAGCUUCUAUGAUCAAGAUGGGUAACAUGAAGCCUCUUACUGGGAGGAACGGAGAGAUCAGAUGCAAUUGCAGAAGGGUCAAUUAAGAUUGCUAAUUGCAUGUUUUGAGCAUAAUAAAAAGUUUACGAGGGAAAGAUAAGAAGCUGUAUGAUAAUAUUAUCUACUAUAUUCUAAGGCAUGUCAAUAUGUGUAUUGUUCAAGAAGAGAUAUGUUGAGUUUGUGUGAUAAGAUUUAGUUGUUUGUGCUGUAUGUUUUAUUUUCAUUCCAAAUGUAAUUAAUUGUUUUCGACUAAUAAGUUUUUCAUAUGCCAA